Messenger RNA from Diabrotica balteata, 1960 nucleotides. NCBI's taxonomy places the organism in Eukaryota, Metazoa, Arthropoda, Insecta, Coleoptera, Chrysomelidae. The record is from the annotation of a GenBank genome assembly.
GUUGUUUUUGUUUAAUAUUCGAUAGUAUGAGGCUGAUAUUUUUGUUAGUACUUGUAAUUUCCCAGCACUAUGUGCACGGUGGGAUUUUGUAUCCUCGUAUUACAGAAACAAGAGAACUGGUAUCAUUAGAUGGGUUAUGGCACUUUUCUUUAAACAUCAACGGCAGUUUUAACGAGAAAAUUGGUUUGUCAGGCAAUACCAAUGAUAAAGACAUUCACUUAAUGCCCGUGCCCUCCAGCUUCAAUGAUAUUCCCACAACUUUAGACGCCAGAGAUCAUUUAGGUCCAGUUCGUUAUGAGAGAUCCUUUCGUGUUCCGAGCGGUUGGCAAGGCGAAAAAAGAAUAUGGUUGAGGUUUGGCUCAGUUUGUUACUCGGCGGAAGUGUAUAUCAACGAUAAGUUGGCCUUAACUCAUGAAAUUGGACAUUUGCCGUUCACGGGAGAAAUCACUUCUCUCUUAAAUAACGCAGACAAUGUUAUUAAAGUGAUAGUAGAUACGACACUGACGAGCACUACUGUACCACAGGGAUAUACUGCAACUCUACCUGGCGGAGUGAAAAAACUCAAAUACACCUUCGAUUUUUUUAACUAUGGAGGAAUUGAUAGACCAGUAGUCUUGUAUACGACUUCACAGACCUAUAUAGACGACAUUAAUAUUAUUACUACCGUAGAUGGAGAUAAAGGACUAGUUUCCUAUAAGACUACCGUUAAAGGAGACGAAACUGAACUUUCUUAUAAGAUAAGUAUCUUGGAUGCGAAUAACGAAGUAGUUGGUGAAAGUAACACGGAUAAUGGAGUACUUGAAAUUAAAGAUGCACACUUUUGGUGGCCAUACUUAAUGCACGAUGAUCCCGGAUAUUUAUAUACUUUUAAGGUUCAACUUUAUGACUCCAACAACCUGCUCCUAGACUCCUAUUCCCAACCAUUUGGUAUAAGAGAAUUAGCUUGGAACAGUACGACCUUUACCAUCAACGGAAAGCCUGUUUAUCUGCGAGGAUUUGGAAGACACGAAGACUCUGACAUACGUGGAAAAGGACUAGAUCUGCCACUGAUUAUACGCGACCACAACUUAAUGCGAUGGAUCGGAGCCAACGCUUACAGAACGUCUCAUUAUCCAUAUGCGGAAGAAAUUAUGGAUAUGGCUGAUAGAUUAGGAAUAAUGAUUAUAGAUGAGGUUCCUGCUGUAAAUACCGAAAACUUUAGUAACGACUUGUUGGAAAAUCAUAAAAGGUCUUUAACGGAGCUUUUCCUCCGCGACAAGAAUCGACCUAGUGUGGUGAUGUGGUCCAUUGCGAAUGAGCCAAGAACACAACUACCAGAAUCUCAAGAUUAUUACAAUCAUGUUUCUGCACAUAUCAAAUCAUUCGAUAAAACCAGACCCAUAACAAUAGCAAAUAUCUACGGAUUUGAUGUGGAUCACUCUGGACAAUUCUUGGACAUUUUAGGUGUCAAUAAAUAUGUAGGUUGGUAUGAAUAUGCGGGCGACUUAGAAACCGUUGUAUCAGGAAUGAUAAGUCAGGCUGAAGGAUGGCAUAAAAAGCAUAACAAACCUGUUUUUGUUACUGAGUAUGGAGCAGAUGCGAUGGAGGGCUUGCAUAUUCUUCCAGAUUAUCUAUGGUCUGAAGAGUAUCAAGUAAAACUCAUGUCUGAAUAUUUUAAAGCUUUCGAUCAGCUUCGAGACCAAGGAUGGUUCGUUGGAGAAAUGAUAUGGAAUUUUGCCGAUUUUAAAACUGCUAAUGAUAUAAGAAGAGUAGGAGGAAACAAGAAGGGUAUGUUCACACGCCAAAGGCAGCCUAAAAAUAGUGCACACUUUUUAAGAAAGAGGUAUUGGCUGUUGGCUAAUAAACUGAAUAAUAUCACAGCCCCUACUGAUUUGGAAAACUAUGUCAUUGAAUAGUAGAUUUAUAUAUUAUUGUAAAGAGUUUAGAAUUUAAUUUUAUCAAAUAAAAUGCAUUUUUUAAC